AUGACGACAAAUCCAGUCUUGUUGGCCGCCGGCAGCAUCGUCGCGUGGUACGUGAUAUCGAGCCUCUGGACCUGGUAUCGGCUCCGACAUAUCCCCGGCCCCAAGCUCGGCGCCUUUUCGUACCUCUGGGUGGCGUGGAAGGUGGCGCGCGGGCGCGGCAUGGACUAUGAGCACCUGUCCAAGUACGGCCCCGUGGUGCGCGUCGGGCCAAACUACGUGGUAAUCGACGACCCCAACGACCUCCGCCGCCUCAAUGGCAACCGGACCCAGGACGCCCGCCGCGAUGACUGGUACUCGGCCACCAAGAUGGAGCCGGACCACAACAUGCUCCUCAGCGUGCUCGACGCCAAGUCGCACGACUCCCUCAAGGCGCGGGUCUCGUUUGGCUACAGCGGCCGUGACAAUAUCGACUUUGAUGUUGCCGUCAAUGACCAGAUGACGCAUUUUAUUGACGUCCUGCGGCAUAGAUUCGUGUCCCGGCCCGGCGGCAGCAGCGCUGGCAGUGACCAGGUCAAGGCCCUCGACUUUGCCCAGUUCAUCCGGUACUUUACCCUCGACACCAUUACCAAGAUUGCCUUUGGCCAGGCGUUUGGCUUCAUGGAUCACGACGGAGAUCUCUACGGCUACACUGACGAGGUCGAAAGGCUGCUCGGCGUGCUGGCCCUUGCCGGUGAUGUGCCCCUGUUGCGUCAUAUCUUUACGACUCCCGUCCUGGCACAAUGGUUUGCUGCCAGACCUACGGCUUCAAAUGGCGUGGGCAAACUUCUCGGAAUUGCCCAUGAGAUUAUAGAUAAUCGCAUGGCAAAAAAGGACGCGGAGGCGCCCGAUAUGAUUGGAUCGUUCAUGAAACAUGGAAUGGAUAUUCGAGAAAUCAAAAAUGAGACCAUGCUCCAAAUCCUUGCUGGGUCGGACACGACAGCCACGGCUAUUCGUUCCACAAUGUUGUACUUGAUGACCAGUCCGAGGGUAUACCAACGGUUGAAGAAUGAAAUCAAACAAGCCGUUGCUUCUGGCGUCUCGAAACCCAUCAGUGUCGAUCAGGCUAAACAGUUGCCAUAUCUCCAGGCUGUCAUCUUUGAAGGUCUCCGCAUGCGGCCCCCAACUACCUAUGGCUUCUACAAGAUCAUGCCCGGCAGUGGCGAAUAUAUACAAGACAAGUUCAUUCCGGGCGGCACUGCGGUAGGGUGGAAUAUGCCGUCGCUCAUGCGCCGGGAGGAUUUAUUUGGACCCGACACACAGCUCUUCCGUCCGGAGCGCUUCCUCGAAUGCACCGAGGAGCAGCGAGCCGAGAUGAUACGGAACGUCGAGCUCUGCUUUGGCUACGGCCGCUGGAUGUGUGCCGGCAAGAUUCUGGCCCUGGUCGAGCUGAACAAGAUGUAUUUCGAGCUGUUGCGAGAAUUCGAAUGGCAAAUUGUUUACCCAGGAAAUGCCUGGAGUGAGAAAGCCUACACUGUAUAUUCGCAGCGGGAUAUGUGGGUUUCAGUCACAGAGGCAGAAGCCGCAUGA
This is a messenger RNA of Pestalotiopsis fici W106-1, 1506 nucleotides long. RefSeq lists its product as uncharacterized. The coding region runs from base 1 to 1506 and encodes 501 amino acids. Gene Ontology annotation, molecular function: oxidoreductase activity, acting on paired donors, with incorporation or reduction of molecular oxygen; heme binding; monooxygenase activity. The record is from RefSeq and is a predicted model, not a curated record. Lineage: Eukaryota; Fungi; Ascomycota; Sordariomycetes; Amphisphaeriales; Sporocadaceae. The transcript has 7 exons.